UAAACAGCACCCAAGUUCAAGGUCGAUCUAGCUGGAGGCCACUGUUUAGCAGGUGAUGAUGCUGUGUUGACUGUACUCACUGCUAACUUAGUGUCAGCAAAUAACUACCGUGCGUGAUACCACGUGAUGAAGCCGGUACUGUUGCCAAACAAGUAGGCAGGACUCUGCCAAGCAGGUAAAGAUCUGUGACUCUCUACCAGGCACACAAAGGUCUGGGAAACUUCUACGGACAUGGCAUCCUUCCUGGAUUUCACAUAUGACUGUCUGUACCACCUGAAUCAGUACUUCAAGGCAUCAUGGCCUGUCAGAUUACUGUUCAGAUCCCACCUCAAGCCCCUGUCUCGUGAAACAGAACUCAAAGUGCUGAGGGUGAUUGACCUUCUCAAGCACAAGAAGGACCCACAGGAAUCCAGCAUUGGCAAACUGGUAAAGGAGUUACCAACAGAUGAGAAUAUCCUGUGUGUGAAAGACCAAGUUAAUGGAUACAAUUUGCUACAACUUGCGGUAAUAAAUGGCCGUAAGGAUAUCAUCAUUCUUCUCGCUAAGAGCAAGGUUAUUCGCUAUCACACGAAGUGCAGUCCUCCUCUGCACCUGGCAGCACACUUGGGCUAUGAAGGAAUAUUGGAAAUUCUCCUGAAGAAUGGAGCAGAUGUAUGUGAAGUUGGAGGUCUUUGUUACCCAGGUCGGCAUCAAGCAGUGGAAUAUGCCAAAUGGAUGGGAAUGUUAGAUCGACCUGUGUUUGCUUGUCAGAAAGAACCAUCCCUGCCAGUGUUUAGUGCAAUAGCUGAAAAUAAUAUUUCUUGUGUGAAAUUGAUUUUGUCCCAAAUGACAGAGCAAGGUGUACCUUUGCCCUUGCCAUCAGUGUGUCUCCAUUUCUCCUGCCAUAAGGGAUCUGCAGAUUGUAUCCAAUAUUUCUGCAAGAAAUUCCCAGAUGAAGUUAAUUCGUUAGACAAUGAAAUGGACACUCCUCUACUAGCAGCUGUUGGUUGGGGAGAAAAGUGUGUGAGGAUUCUGAUAGAACAUGGAGCUGAUGCCAGAGGUAUUUCAAGAAUGGGUGAAACAGCUCUUCACAGACUGUAUAGAAAUGAUAUUGAUGGGCUAUUCACGAUUUUUGAAACAACAAAAUUUCUCCUGACAACAGGAUUGGAGCAGAUGAUAAACGAAGUAAAUAAUGACAGCGAAACUCCCCUGCAUGUUCUUGUUACACACGUGGGCUACAUUGGAGGUCAUCUUCUCCACAAGCAAGACCAUGACCGUCAUGUAUCUCGAGGCGAAAUGCAAACAGACUAUCAGGAACAGAUCAUUGGUACUUUAGAAAUGCUUCUUCAGUUCAAUGCCGAUCCUCACUUUGAAAACCGUCUUUAUCUUACACCUAUCAAUAAACUUUUACACAUUGCUCUCAAAUCUUUCUGCAGCCAGCAACAGACAGCAACUUCUUGCAUCCGGGACUCCAUCGACACACAGUAUUUAUACAAGAACGACUUUGGCUAUUUGAAAAAGGCAGUAGAAGUUCUACUGAAACAUGGAUCCAAUCCAAACUCACAAUGUCCUGUUGGUCACACACCUCUUAUUCUUUUACUCCAAUGUCUUGCAGAAAUGGACAUUGACGAUAUCUGUCUUGAACAAAAAGGUAUUCUGGAGACUAUGGAGGUCCUUCUUUGUCACGGUGCUGAAACAAACUUCAUGUAUGGGGAACAUGGUACAUGUUCUACACUGCUAUCGGAGAUUGCGAGUCGCUACUUUGGUGGCCAGAGGUAUUUACCACCGAUCCAGAAAGAUAUUUUGGCAAUGUAUGCUCGUCUUGUGAAUCAGGUGCUUGAACUUCUGUUGAAAUACGGAAUGAAUCCGAAUCGUGCGUCCAAACGAAAGUGCAAACACUUACAAGGCGGCUCAGGAAAUGCAUUAAUUGACUUUGUUCGAUUGGCUCAACAGGCGAACAGCACUUCAGACUUUGCAGUGAUAAGACAAUGGCUCAUAACACUGUUCCAGUGGGGUGCAGACCCUGACUUGGAACCAUAUGCCUCUGAGCCCAUUAUCUGUCAUUCACAAAGCUCCAUAUUUCUGAAACGCCAAGGCACACAGGCUCUCAAUCACUAUAUUUACGAGGUGAAAGAGUUUGACAGUCUUUUUGAUGAUGGGCAUGCGCAGGACCUGCUGCUUCUCUUUUGUAACACCAUGAGUCAUUGUGCGUUGUACGACUGUCUCAACAAUGCUAGAUUCAUGGCACGUUUCCACCCCCUGGGCGCCACUGGACACGACUUUGUCAGGUUGCUCACAAAACUCAGCGAAAAUCCUAGAACUUUAAAGGAAAUCGCACGUGUCGCCAUCUAUGCUGCCUUGAGGAGAGACUUAGCUAGGAAAGUGUCGGAGUUACCAUUACCAAACCCAAUGAAAUACUACCUACUAGAAAUCCAGUAGUGAAUGUGAUCAAAGACAAGUGACUAAGCGCUUCUAUAACACGAUUGCGCUCAUCACAGGUUUAUAGCCGCGUUAUGGUAUUUGUAUUAGAAAGAUAAAAAUCAUCUUUGUCAUCGUACGCAGUAAUGGUGUUGCCAUCAAUCUAUGUUGGUAACUUUUAAUUUUAAUUUAUCAACCGUCUGACGAUAACAGAGAACGCAUGAUGGGAGUGUGUUAAUGCUGAUUAUUGCUGACAUUGACGAUAUGGUGUUCAUUGGCGACAAAUUAUGUUAAUAUUUUCUCAAAAGAAAGAAAUGUGUACCCUUUUCCAUUUAGAUAUUAUAUUUUCUCAACUUCAUUAUGCACACAUCAUGUGCUCACUGAUCAUGCAUGCACGGCUGUUGAUAAUUGAUAUCAAAACUAUCGGUCUCGUCCUAAUACGGGAAAGCUGCACUUAAUAGCUUAUGUCUCGUAUGUUGACAAAUUAGGAUAUUACACAAUAAUGCGGUCUCCCACACAGAAAGGUGACGCAAACAAAUAAGAGUUACACAUACAAAUCGUUAUAGCACACGCACAAAUAGACGAAACAAUGCAAUCAACAUGCUAAUACUACUUUAAUUGGUCGAUGCACCGGCAACACAUUCCGAUUUAAAUCGCUACAGUGGUAUAUUAAAAAUAAAACGAGUGAUCAUGUUACAGUGGUGGUAGAAUUUCCUUGAAACUGAAAUGAAAUAAUGUUAAGAAAAUAUCCAUCUCGUUACAGAUGAGAUCUUGAUCGUAGUUGAACGAAAUCCAGAUAAUGUAUAUGCGGGCUAGAUUCAUCCAGUAAAUGCUCGAUUUUAUACAUUGAAUUACAAGUGCUUUUGUAUUUUGUUGUACGGUGUCGCUUUUAAUUAGUAAUUACGGCAUGUAACAAACCAUUUAUACUUUAUUUAUUACUGUUAAAGAUGUUUAACUUUCUUAAAAGGUUUUGAUUCCAUGAAUCUAUAGAAGAAUAGUGCAUUCUUUAAUAAACUUGACAAUUUUCA
Messenger RNA from Pecten maximus, 3425 nucleotides. Its product is annotated as ankyrin-2-like. Lineage: Eukaryota; Metazoa; Mollusca; Bivalvia; Pectinida; Pectinidae. Gene Ontology annotation, biological process: intracellular signal transduction. Gene Ontology annotation, molecular function: protein binding. The record is from RefSeq and is a predicted model, not a curated record.